Messenger RNA from Microthlaspi erraticum, 774 nucleotides. NCBI's taxonomy places the organism in Eukaryota, Viridiplantae, Streptophyta, Magnoliopsida, Brassicales, Brassicaceae. The record is from the annotation of a GenBank genome assembly.
AUGUCGGCGAACAUGAAAACCUCCAUGGCUCUUCUGCUCCUUACUCUUCGAAAAACACGCAUUUCUCCUUCUCAUUCUCCAUUUCUUCCCUCGAGAACCCUAAUUUCUUGUAAAUCUCCGUUACCAUCUCCCCGAUCACGAGACAUCACCACCUCGACUUCACUUCUCUCUUCGCGGCGAUCCUACGCAUCGAUCGCCGCAGCGUACUCGCCCUUCCAGUCCAACAUUCUUCGAAUCAUCAGAAAUGAGAUCGAGUAUCAAUCCGAUUAUGCUCCUCCUCACCAGCCGGCGACUGAAUUCAAAUCGUUCUCUGUGGAGGAUUGUCCCGGAGAACAAUGCAUUGUGAUGAGAGGGCAGUUUGGAGAAGAAGAAAGCAUUAAAAUGGAAGCAACAAUGUUUGAUGGAUAUAUGGCUGUUCCGAGAACCGGUUUAGAUGCUUCAGGGCGCGAUGUUCGUCUCCACAUUAGCUUGCUUGUCGACAUCUCCAAGAAUGAUGGAAGCGAUGACAUCGAGUUCCUUUGCUCCGUUUGGCCUAACCGUAUUGAAGUUCAGAAGCUUUACAUGGUUAGAGGCAGCAAAACCACUGGCCAGCCUUACAUGGGACGCAAUUUCGGGAGUUUGAAUUAUGAGUUUCAGACGGCGAUUCGGGAGUUUUUGCGAGUGAGAGGAAUCGAUGCGGGGCUUUGUUUUUUCUUGCAUGAAUAUAUGAUGAAUAAGGAUAGGAUUGAGCUCAUUCAAUGGUUGAGAAAGCUAAAUGCAUUCAUCGCAAAAUGA